AGUGCAUUCUUGUUUUGGGUACAACAUGGAGGAUUUUCUGCUAAGAAUUUACAAUUAUGUUUGGGAUUCAUAUUUUUGGUUGCCUGAAGGAAUGUCAUGGAGAGAUUUAGAAAGCAAAGAUCCAAAUAUUUACUACGGACGGGCAAAAGAUAUCCAUUGGUGUGUUGUGGUGGGAUUGUGUUUUCUCGUAAUACGUUAUCUCUAUGAAAAAGUUUUUGUAACACCGAUUGCAAGAUGGAUUGGAAUAAAAGAAAGAAAACGAAGAGUGAAACCAAACUCUGCUUUAGAAUCUGCUUUUCUUAAAUAUAAUAUAAAGUUACCUGAAUCUGUACUGAAGGGAUUAUCCAAACAGACAGAUAUGAGAGAACAAGACAUACAGAAAUGGAUGAUGAUUCGCAGAAGACAAAAUAAUCCAACAGCUAUGGAUAAAUUUUGUGAAUGCAGUUGGCAUUUUUUAUUUUAUUUAACAAUAUUUAUAUAUGGUUGUGUUAUUCUAUACAAUAAAGAAUGGAUGUGGGAUUCAAAACUGUUUUGGAAAAAUUGGCCUCAGCCAGUAACUAAUGAUGUUUAUUGGUAUUAUUUGAUAGAGAUGGGAUUCUAUUGGUCCUUGGUAUUUACAUUAUUUACCGAUGUUAAAAGAAAGGAUUUUUAUGAAAUGGUGAUACAUCAUUUUGCUACUUUGACAUUGACAUAUUUAUCAUGGGUUUUAUGUUUUUCACGUGUUGGAUCGUAUAUUUUAGUUCUACAUGAUGCAGCUGAUUGGUGGUUGGCUCUGGCUAAAUUGGCUAAAUACAGUAAUCAUCAAACUGUCUGUGAAGGUGCCUUUACUAUGUUUGCUGUAGUGUGGAUAAUUACUAGAACUGGUAUAUAUCCAUAUAUUCCAUUAGCCAGUUCUAUGUUUGAGUUAAAUAUUUAUAUUAAACCUUUCAUGAUGCAUAGAGUGUUUUUAUGUUUGCUGGUAUUACUACAAAUUCUACAUGUUAUGUGGACGUUUUUUAUUCUUCGUGUUUGUGUUCAGAAGAUGAACAGUGGACAGCUUCAGAGAGAUUCCCGAAGUGAUUCAGAGAGUAUCGAAACAAGUGAAGGAGAGGAGGAAAUUAAUGGCCAUGCCCCAAACCACACGAAUCCUGAUGUAGCUCAAGUGACACGCAGAUCAAAGAGAUUAGCCAAUAUUACAUCUUGAUCUUAAUCCAACAUGUUUAAUUAAGGGUAUUAUUUUUUUGUACCUGUUUGGGUUUUUUUUGACAUUGUUAUUGCUUGAUAUUUCACAAUAUUCUGUCAGAAUUCACAACAUUAAACAACUAUCUUACAGAACGUAACCUUAUUUAAUUUGGAUUGAAAUAUGAAAGUUUUGUUAUGAUAUGGUUUUUAUACGCCCACAUUUUCAUGUGGACGUAUAUUGUCGUCGCCCCUGUCCGUCCGUCCGUCCACGAUUUGUUUGUGGACUCUCUACAGGUCACAAUUCUUGUCCGAUUUUGACGUAACUUGAAAUAUAGGUUUAUCUCCAAAAGAUCUCAGCUGCUUACGAUAUUGGCAUGUAUCGGAUCGAAACUUCAUUGAUUAUAGCCCCUGUUUGUACGUUAAAAUCACGUUUUUAACUUGUGGACCCCAUAGGGGUCACAAUUUUUAUCCGAUUUUGUUGAAACUUGACAUGUAAGUUUAUAACCCAAAGAUCUCAGUUCCUUUCGAUAUUCGUGCAUACUGGACCGUAACUUCCUGAAUUAUGGCCCCUGAAUGUACGAAAAAUCGCGUUUUUAGCUUGUGGACCCUAUAGAGGUCAUAAUUUUUAUCUGAUUUAAAAAACGUAUUAUUAUAUCACCGUUGCACCCUAAGGAAGGUUGAGUUCAAAUUUGGGGAAAAUCGGACCAAAAUUGCCGGACAAAAUGGCCGCCGUUUGUACACGAAUAGUGUAAAAAUAGGGUAAAUCAAGGUUGUGGACCCUGUAUGGGUCACAAUUUUAAUUCGAUUUUGAUGAAACUUGAAAUGCAUGUUUGUAACCUAAAGAUCUUGGUUCCUUUCGAUAUUGUCGCAUAUCGGAUUGUAACUUCCUGAAUUAUGGCCCUCGAUUAUACGAAAAAUUGUUUUUUUUUGGCUUGUGGACCCUUUAUAGGUUAUGAUUUUUAUCUGAUUUAAAAAACGUAUUAUUAUAUCACCGUUACACCCUAAGGAAGGUUGAGUUCGAAUUUGGGGAAAAUCGGACCAAAAUUGUCGGACAAAAUGGCCGCCGUUAGUACGCGAAUAGUGUAAAAAUAGGGUAAAUCAAGGUUGUGGACCCUGUAUGGGUCACAAUUUUAAUUUGAUUUUGAUGAAACUUGAAAAGCAUGUUUAUAACCUAAAGAUCUUGGUUCCUUUCGAUAUUGUCGCAUAUCGGAUCGUAACUUCCUGAAUUAUGGCCCCUGAUUGUACGCAAAAUCGCCUUUUUUAGCUUGUGGUCCCUCUGGAGGUCACAAUUAUUAUCCGAUUUAAAAAAACCUUUGAUUAUAUCACUGUUACACCGUAAUGAAGGUUGAGUUCAAAUUUCGUGAAAAUAGGACCAAAAUUGCCGGACAAAAUGGCCGCCGCUUGUAUGCGAAUAGUGUAAAAAUAUGGUAUAUGUCAAGGUUGUGGACCCUGUAGAGGUCGCAAUUUUAAUUUGAUUUUGAUGAAACUUGAAAUGCAUGUUUAUAACCUAAAGAUCUUGGUUCCUUUCGAUAUUGUCGCAUAUCGGAUCGUAACUUCAUGAAUUAUGGCCCCUGAUUAUACGAAAAAUCGCCUCUUUUAGCUUGUGGUCCCACUGAAGGUCACACUUAUUAUCUGAUUUUGAAAAUCGUUUGAAUAUAUCACCGUAACACCAUAAUAAAGGUUGAGUUCAAAUUUCCUGAAAAUCAAACCAAAACUGCCGGACAAAGUGGCUGCCGCUUGUAUGCGAAAGGUGUAAAAAUAUGGUAUAUCAAGGUUGUGGACCCUGUAGAGGUUACAAUUUUAAUCCGAUUUUGAUGAAACUUGAAAUGUAUGUUUAUAACCCAAAGAUCUUGGUUCCUUUCAAUAUUUGCACAUAUCGAAUUGUAACUUCAUGAAUUAUGGCCCUUGAUUGUAGGAAAAAUCACUUUCUUUUUAGCUUGUUCUCUAUCCAUCUCUCAAAAAUGUGGGCGUAUCCUGCCUGGCAGCCGCUGGGUUUUUUUUGUAAUUUCUCUUAGAUUCAUUCAGUAGACAUGUAAUAAAUCAACUCUAUAGACAAAAGUAUUUAUCUCGAUAUUUUAUAAUAAAUCAAAAAAGGUGUAAAAUUUAAAAUUAACAAGAUUAAAAUGUUUUUGUAAGGUAUGUUCUGUGAUAGUCAAAUGAUUCUUUAAAUGUAAAUGCACUUCAAAAACUUAAUAUAUCUAUCGGUAGUGUACAAUAUACGGCAGUCAAAGAUCUUCCAGUUUUUGCAUUUUCUAAGGUACUUAUAAUUGGUAAUAGUGACAAGAAAUAUAUAAAAAAAAGUGUUAAUUAUCCUUUAAUUAGUGUUACAUUUUCUUGGUUGGACAGAUGUUUGAAUCAAACAAUCUUUCAAGCUGACGUUCGGUUUAUUUCAAGAAGAAAUCUCUUCUAUUGUACUUUUCUGUUGAGAUCAAAUAGUAGAUAAUGCUAGAAGUAAAGUUUAUUUUUUCACUUGUUUCAUUUGUAUAUAAAAUAUUUGUAUAUAGAAAUCAUUCUUGCUCUUUAUUAAAACUUCAUAAUAUUUGCCAGUAAAAAUAGACUUGUUUUUUUCUCUAUAAAAAUAUUGAGCUAUUUAUUACUCACUGUUUGUAAUUAUAAAUUAUAAUUAAUUACAAAAAAUAGUUGGUUAAUAUUCUUGGUUUAAAUUAUAGUUACUUAUAAGAAAUAGUUGGUUGUUAAUAUUUAUGACUUGGUUGUUGUUAAAAUAGUGAUUAAUUAGAGGUAAAAUCAAUAUAACCAGUCCCGACACAAGAUUAAAUAUUACUAGAAUAAAUCUUAAAGGCCUAUUAUUACUUCAUGCACUUUAAAAUCAGUGGCAUUUUCCUGGAAAAAAAUAAUAUUAAAAUGGACUUGUCUCAAAAUAUUCUUAUAAAUGUUAUAUUUUAAUUUUCUUACAAUUUUAACAUUUGUUUUCAAAUCCAAAGACUGCUUUAUUAAGUUUCAUUAAAAUCUUUUUCUAUUUGUAUUUUUACAGAAUUAAAUUAUGUAAUGAGGUUGUGAUUUGUACAACAUGCAAGCAAUCAUUUUGUAUAUUUGGUAAUAAGAUAAUUAGGAAAGUAAAAAAUAUGAGAUCAUUUUGUAUAUUUGGUGAUAAGAAAAAGUCAAUCAUGAAAUUACUGCAAGGGAACCAACUUAUUAUAGUAUGAAAUUAAAUAAUAACCAUUUAAAAAUUUUAAUAAUACAUGAAAUGAACAUGAGUUGAGAUAUUUAAAUUAACAAGGUUAUUUAUAAUGUUGCAGUUUAAUCUAUUUAUUAGAUGUCUACACAAAAUUCUAUGUGAAAUAUAUGUGCCUUUAUUGAUAUUUUUGAAAAAGUAGUUUUAUUUAACAAAGGCGUAAAAAAUACCCUCAAAUGACACCUAUUUUUAUAUCUAUCCUGUAAAUUAAAAAGUUAUCCCAAGUGUGUGAUCGGUCAAUUCUCAUCUCAUCCUGCAAUAUAACUUACUAUUUUGCUUAAUCGUGUUUUUAGAAUGAAGGCCAUUUGAUAGAAAAAUAUUUACCUAAAAACAAUUAUUUGGAAAGAUAUGUCGCUGUUUAACUUGAUAGACACAUUGCGCUAUAUUACCUGUAGUUCAUCAUAUGUCGCUGUUUAACUUGAUAGACACAUUGCGCUAUAUUACCUGUAGUUCAUCAUAUGUCGCUGUUUAACUUGAUAGACACAUUGCGCUAUAUUACUUGUAGUUCAUCAUAUGUCGCUGUUUAACUUGAUAGACACAUUGCGCUAUAUUACCUGUAGUUCAUCAUAUGUCGCUGUUUAACUUGAUAGACACAUUGCGCUAUAUUACCUGUAGUUGAUGAUCUGAAAAACUAACAUUAACAUCUCAAUAAGUCAUAUGAAAGUCAUGAAGGUAGCUGUGUAAAAAUUAUGUAUAUGGUCAACUGUUUUAUCAGUUAUUUAAUUUUACUUUAAAAUAGCAUACAUAUACCAAUAAACAAGGCGUUACAUGAGACUAGAUUCAUUGGCCUAAAAGAAUCUGGAAGUUAUAUCUGAUUGGUUAAACAAACAAUUCUCCACCAAUGAGUGAUUAUUUUCAUGCUGUGUAUUUGUGAAUGAGGUUAUUGUGAUGUUAGAUAUAUAAGGCGUGUAAAUCCUGAUGAUCCUAGUCCAAUAAACAUUCCUCUCGUACCAUCAUUGGACUUGGAUGGAUGUAUAAACUAACUGCCCUUUAUCACUGUGUCUAGUUUAUCAAACAAAAGAGCAGGGCUUUUUAUUUUCUAAUUAUUUUGUAUAAGUUUAGUACAGUAUAGUCUAGUUGGUGCUGCCGUGCCAUUAAAUGCCAUUUUAUUAUUUUAUAUCUGAUAAAAUGUUCAAUUGAAAUACACUUGUACAGAUGAGAUUUGCUGUCAUGAAUGAUAUAAGUUUAUGUAUGUAGUAUAUUAAAUCUGAUUGGUUGUAAAUAUAAAUCAACACAAUAAAAUCUUUAUACAUCA
Messenger RNA from Patella vulgata (common limpet), 5609 nucleotides. RefSeq names its product ceramide synthase 2. The transcript has 10 exons. Gene Ontology annotation, molecular function: sphingosine N-acyltransferase activity. Gene Ontology annotation, biological process: ceramide biosynthetic process. The record is from RefSeq and is a predicted model, not a curated record. Gene Ontology annotation, cellular component: membrane. Bases 26 to 1183 code for a protein of 385 amino acids. NCBI's taxonomy places the organism in Eukaryota, Metazoa, Mollusca, Gastropoda, Patellidae.